Striga hermonthica is the source of this 215-nucleotide messenger RNA. NCBI's taxonomy places the organism in Eukaryota, Viridiplantae, Streptophyta, Magnoliopsida, Lamiales, Orobanchaceae. The record is from the annotation of a GenBank genome assembly.
AUGCUACAAAGCGCCGGGAGAAAAGCGAGUUGCGCCAUUGGAGGUCUCCGUCGGCUGGCCCAUGCCGUGGCUCGACUGCUACCGCUCUCGACCGCCAUCGACCCUAAGAUCAAUACCUCACUGCCGCCGUUGAUUUUCCCGGAAGAUUAUGACGACAAAAACGUGAAGAUGAGCUACCUUGUUUCCCAUUUCCUUGUGGUGCCAUGGAACUCAUG